AUGGGUUCUACAGAUCUCAAGGAGGAAGAAAUUAAUAAUAAUGUAGUUGAGCCAUCGAAAAACUAUGAGAGAAAACGAGAAUUCAAAGAGAAGGUUUUUAUUGAGCGAGAAUCACUUCUAACGUGAGUUUUGGUGAAUAAUUUUCUGAAACACUGAAUUUUUUCAGAACAGAGUUUCGAAAUGGUAAUAUGAAAAUUGUUUAUAAUUGGUUCACCGCUGUUUUCAUUCUAUUUUUCUUGCGAGCACUUGUCGAUGAUAUUUUUGUACAUAAAAUGUAAGUUUUUCUUUUUUCCUUGUAAAGACUGUGCUUCAAAUUAAAGAGUAUGCUAAUUUUGACCUAUAAAAAUACCACCAAAGAUAAUUGUUUUCAAACUCACUUAUUUUAGGCCAUUAUAUCAUACUUGGCUAAUAUGGUGGAAUUUCGAAUCAUUUUUUUCGACAAUGUCCGUUUGGACAGGAAUGUUCCUCUCUACAAUUGGAAUUUAUUACGCUUUUCAAACUUGGGCAAAUACUCCUUCAAAAACUGUUAACAAGGUAAUCCAGACUUUUUUCCUAAAAUUAAAAAGUAUUGAUUUUCAGUCAUUAUUCAUCUUCGCCUACUUAACCUACCUCACAGCCUUUUUCUAUUUCCCAUUGAGAUUUUUAUAUUUGGCAGAGCUCAAAUGUGCGUGCUCAUUUAUCAUCACUUGUGAAACGGUUAGUUAAUUUUUCAUCAGUUUUCCUUAAAAUUAAAGAAAAAGUAUACGGAAAAAGAUGAUCAAAGUAGACAAAAGAAAAUAUUUCAGACAAGAAUUGCAAUGAAAGUUCAUUCUUUCAUCCGAGAGAACUGGGAUCGGGCUGUUUUGUUAAAAACUGGAAAAGAAGAAAAUGUUCAAUGGCCUAGCUUGGAACAGUUUUUGUAUUAUCAGUUCUGCCCAUCAUUCAUUUAUCGGGACGAAUAUCCAAGGUGCGUUUGGGGAUUUAUGGCUUUGGAUAAUGAUAAUUUUGAAUAAUCGAAAAAGGUUUAAAAAUUCGUAAAAUUCUACUUUGUCGCAAACUUUAGAAUAAUCAUGGCCGAGAAAUGUCGGAAACUCGGUCAUCGAUAUAAUUCAGCCAUAUUUUUUUUCCAACGUUUUCAAAUUUUUGCACUUUUUUUGCAGAACAACCUUUUUUCUUGCUAGGAUAUUUUAAUAAUGAUUUCGCUCUUAUAGUAUAGCUGAUUCCAAACCAAUCAUAAAUUUGAAUAAAUCACCUUUCCUAACCACCAAUGUUUUUCAGAACCGAAAAACGUGAUUUGCGAGCUGCAGGACUCUAUUUCUUGGAAUGUCUCCUUAUCAUUGAAUUUGUAAAUCUCGUCUUCACCCAAUGGGUUUUCCCAUGGUUACACAUCCAAGAAUACCAUAGUUUGGGACUUUCAACGAUUAUCUUAUCAGUUUUCACCGGAAUCAUCCCUGGAAUUUUGUGUUUAUUAUGUUUGUUUUAUGGUUUACUGCAUUGUUGGCUUAAUUGUUUUUCGGAACUUAUGCAAUUUGCUGAUCGACAAUUCUAUUUGGUGAGUGGAUUUAGCUUUUUCCAUUAUCAUGCGAUCAAUUUUCAGAAUUGGUGGAACUCUUCAAACAUGGCGGAAUACUAUAGAAAUUGGAACUUGGUAGUUCAUGAUUGGCUAUAUGCUUAUGUUUUCCGAGAUCUUUCAAGUUGUAUCAAAGGAAAAGGUGGUCCAAAGAAAGCGCAAAUGGCUGUAUUUUUCUUGUCAGCAGUUUUUCAUGAAUACUGGUUAGUUAUUUACUGAAAUAUUGAAAUAUAAAAUUUGAGCUCACAAAACUGAUGUGAUGAAUUUUUUAGGUUUGGAGUUGCGUUCCGAGUAUUUUACCCGGUCAUGUUUAUUCUAUAUUUCAUUUUUGGUGGUGUUUUCUUCGCAGUUUCUCGAAUGAUUACAAAUCGAUCUGCAUGGAACACAGCUCUUUGGUUUAAUUUAUUGAUUGGUACUGGUAUGUUCAUUUCAUUUUAUGGGCAAGAAUGGUAUGCUCGAAGAGGACAUUGUGAACCAUAUUCAAAUGUGAUUAUUGAUUCAAUACUUCCUCGGCAUUGGAAUUGUCGGGUUUGA
Molecule: messenger RNA, 2083 nt
Organism: Caenorhabditis angaria
Lineage: Eukaryota; Metazoa; Nematoda; Chromadorea; Rhabditida; Rhabditidae
Source: the annotation of a GenBank genome assembly